AUGAUUUCAAAGUGGGGGAUCUGCGGCCAUAUUAUGGGGGAAACCAAGCGGCCACGACAAGUCUCCCCCCAGGACAAAGCUGAGUCCCUGCUAAGGACGGGGAAGAUUAGGGUAGGCAUAAACUCUUGUACAGUGGUCGAGAGGGUAAACGUUACCCAAUGUUUUCGCUGCUGGGGAUACGGCCAUUAUAGGAAAGAGUGCAAAGAGGAAGACCGUAGUAUAAAUUGCAGGAAAUGUGGAAGGAUCGGGCACAAGGCGGAAGAGUGUGGAGAAGAACUCUGUUGCCUGACUUGUAAAAGGACGGGACAUGCUGCCGGAUCGGGUGCAUGCCCGGAAUUUCGAAAAGCCCUUGCAUGGGUUAGGGCUAAGGCCAAAGCGAAAAGGAGAUAUUAA
Anoplophora glabripennis (Asian longhorned beetle) is the source of this 393-nucleotide messenger RNA. RefSeq names its product zinc finger protein GIS2-like. Gene Ontology annotation, molecular function: zinc ion binding; nucleic acid binding. The record is from RefSeq and is a predicted model, not a curated record. NCBI's taxonomy places the organism in Eukaryota, Metazoa, Arthropoda, Insecta, Coleoptera, Cerambycidae. The coding region runs from base 1 to 393 and encodes 130 amino acids. The transcript has a single exon.